Podarcis lilfordi (Lilford's wall lizard) is the source of this 4800-nucleotide messenger RNA. The record is from the annotation of a GenBank genome assembly. Lineage: Eukaryota; Metazoa; Chordata; Lepidosauria; Squamata; Lacertidae.
AUGCUGCAGCAUUAUGCACUUCAUGUGGAACCCAGACACUUCCUUCUGAAGGUGAAAGGAGUAGAGACGUAAGCCAUUUCUCUUUUGAUGGAAGAUCAAGAAAACUUUACUAUAAACUUUGAUAAUUAUUAUGGACAAAAUAGUUAUGGACAAGUCUGUGCAAAAGGCUUAUUUACUUACACACACUUGUAGUCUGCCCCAUGGAAAGAUGGGCUAUACAUAUUUUAAAUAAAUACCUGACAUGGGCAAAUAUUUUGAUGGAGGAAGUAAUUUUUCAGGAAGAAGAGCAAGAUUAUUGCUGUAACCUCUGAAAUAAUGAGAGUCAGAAUUGGGGAAAUCAAUUUCUGAUUGUCUUGAAUGUACAUUCUGUUUGGAUGUGUCUAAUAAGCCUCCUUCUGAACUGCUGUGCACAUGACUAGAAAACCAAGGGCAGAGCCCUGCUAAACUUGUUUUGCUGGUGAUCUCAAUUUAGUUAGCACCACAGAGCAGGCAGUUCCUUCUUGGUGUUCAGUUUAUGAAAAUUAACAGUAGAAACUGACAAAUUCUCUAUUUUGUACUCCCUCCCCCCCUGUCCUGUCCCCCAGUGUUACAAAACGUGGGUUAACCCAAGCAGGAUGUCUACCAAGGAAUUUCAGAAUAAACUCUAUGCUCUUGGUAGCAAGCUAUGGCUCAAGCUCGAGGGACUACCCAAAGCUGAACCUUGGGAGAUUGUGUUCUUUUUCUUCAUCAUCUUGUUCAUUGGUACGUAUGAAUCAUGCUUGCAACUUUCUGAGCUUGUCAGAUGGGUCUAUUUUGUCAUUCAGGAGCUAUGAAUAAUCUAUUAUUAAUCUACAUGGUUUCCGAUUCCUCAGCAAUUGUGAUGCUCAGGACAGGCUUUAAGUAAAGGUUUGUAAGAAUUCAGUGCAGAUCUACGCUGCUAAGUUUCACCAUACAAUAUAAAUGCUACAUACAUACAUACAUAUAUAUAUAUAUAUGAGAGAGUAUUUGUGUGGCAGAAUCAGGACUGGCAGCCAGCCCCUAGGUUCUACAGCACUUAAAGUUUCAAACUGAACUUUAUCAUAUGAAUGGCAUGAGAGUCAACAUUUACAGAAAUGGUUAACUCUGGGUCAAAUGGUAGUGUUGCUUUGGGCUACCGUAGGACUUGCCGAUCGCAUGGUCGGCGGUUCGAAUCCCCGCGGCGGGGUGAGCUCCCGUCUUUUGGUCCCAGCUCCUGCCCACCUAGCAGUUUGAAAGCACCCCUAAGUGCAAGUAGAUAAAUAGGUACCGCUUUAUAGCGGGAAGCUUCGUCACGCUGGCCACGUGACCCGGAAGUGUCUGCGGACAGCGCUGGCUCCCGGCCUCUAGAGUGAGAUGAGCGCACAACCCUAGAGUCGGACACGACUGGCCCGUAUGGGCAGGGGUACCUUUACCUUUUACUACAAGAUUAUGCAUGUACAGUUUAGAGCUAACAGCGGACUCUCCCAGCAUAAAGAGAAUGAGGGUCGAUUCACACAUAACUUCUCAUCACUUGCAUUCUGAGAUGAAUGUAGGAAGUGUUCAUAUCCAUUGCAAAGCAGCAUAUCCAAAGCAGUAUGAAAUCUCUGCCUGUGACAGAUGUUCAAAUAUGAAACCGUCAUCAAGUGAUUAACAUGCAUGUGUCCAAAGAUACACCAGGUGGCAUGGAGCAGUUCCUGAAACAAGUGACGGGGUAAUUAACAACCACAGAUACCGAAGAAAGCUGGUAGAUAUAAAAGCAACCGUGUAAUGUUUCCUCUUGAAUUCCAAAGAAGAAAAGCCUGCUUGUGUACUGCAACAAAUCCUCCCCCUGUUGGAAUUGGGAAAGAGCCAGAUCAGCCUAGCCUUCUUUCAGCUAGAACUCUGGGCUAGCCUGAACUAAAGCUUUAUUUCCUUUGCCCUUCACCUGCUGGUACUCCAGUUCUUUACAUUAGAAAUCAGCUGUACCUUUAAGAACAGCUACUACCACUCAUAUUCUGUCUGAUUUGCAAUGGGGUUUAUAAUCAUUGUGCAGCUCACACCAUCCUUUGAGAACUGUCAGUAUUAUUUCUGUCUCGCUGAUGUGCUAGGAGUAAUAGUCAUUGUACAGCGGAGUGGGUUAGUGUUCGCAAGUUUGAAAGCCAUGCAAAAUCCUUCCCCAACCCAUUACAAGAAUUUCCUUUCCCAGUCUCCGCUAUAGCCCUAGUGUUGUUUAUGUCCUUUAUCCAUUCCACUUCCCAGGCCUCAGAGAACCAGCUGCUUCUUCCUUUCACUCCCUCCCCCUGCCUGUAUUUUCUAGGAAUCCAUUAUCUUGACAGUGAUCAUGACUGCCUACUCUCCACUCCAAGCCUGGGUGCAGCUGGGAGAGCAGGAAAGCGCAGGUUCCUUUUUUUUUGUAGGUGCCAAAAGGAAAACAAUGAAAAACAAUGAGCAUAGUUUGGGCAUGCUUGUUCUAGAGCUCUUGUUGUUAGCAACUCUUGUGCCCUCUAGUAAUUCCAGAGGGGACAAGACAAAUCUAAAAGCCAUAUCUGUCCCUUUCUGGUGAGUCUAUUCAUUGUAUUAGCAGGUUGGGUUGCUCUAACUCCUGGCUAGCAAUUCCAGAAGUUAAUAUUUUCUCGCGCUCUCUCUGCCUUUCAGUCAUGGUACUUUCCAUCAUGGUGACAGCUUGCACCGUUUGCUGUGACCACUCCUAUACAAGAUCAAAACCUAGGAGGAUCCAGCAGACUAGGUGUAAGAAGGGUAUGAAGAAAAGGGUGUUCUCAUCCUGAAGGAAAGUUCUGAACCUGAGGUAAUAUUUCUGGGUUAGUGGAGUCUGUAACCUGAAACUUAUGUAACCUGAAGCGAAGCAAGCCCAUAGGGAAAUUCGUCUUGUGGAACGACUCAAAAAACGGAAAACUCUUUCGUCUAGCGAGUUUUUCGUCUUGCGAGGCAUUUGUCUUGCAGGGCACCACUGUAAUGCUGUCACGGUCUGAGUCAAAGUCCCGGCUGAGGACGUCGAGACCAGGGGCGAGAUGGCAGGGUGGGAGCAGGAACGAGAGCCCAGAAGCCAGGAAGCCAAGAGUCUGAGGGCCAGAGAGCCAGAGUCUAGAAGUCAAGGGUCCGAGGAUCAAGAAGCAAGGAGUCACGAAGUCAAGGGUACGAGGAUCAAAAAGCAAGGAGUCAAGGAGCCAAACGCAGCAAGGCAGGAACUGUGUUGCUGUGGCAAAGAGCCAAAGGGAAAUGCUGACCUUAUAUCCCUUCCCAGCUCUUGCCACCAGGUGCUGUGAGUUACCAAUCAGCCUCACCUGUGUGGCCGCGCCUUGUCUCCUCAGAACAAACUUAGAAGGCCCCAGUCCUGCAAAGUCCUACUGGUCACAGGGCCUGGCUCCCGCACGCACUCCUGACAAAUGCCACUCUGAGACUAGACAGACUUCACAAAAGUGGAGGCUAGAGUGUGGGUGACUAUACUCAACUACUGGCUCAGACUAUCUCUAUCUCCCCUUGGCCUUAUCCCACUAACUAUGAGUGAUGAUUUUCAAUCCACAUGGAAACAGGCAGUGGCAACUAAAAACUCAUCCCUGGGCUUCUCUCCAGGUCUUCUACUCAGCAUGGGAUAUGAUCAGGCCAAAGCACUCAUGAAACAACAUGUAGCAGACACAGAGCACCAACUGGAUCUAGCCAGGACCCCAACUUUUAGUGCCAAUGAAUCUAUCAGGUACUCUGCCUCCCUCAUGGCAUAUCUAACUAAACUUGAAGUCCUAAGCAUCGGAGGGCCUUUACCCUGGCACGAUGUCACACCCUCCCCUCGGCUGUCAUUGAAGGUUGAUAUAGGAAGAGAGGCAAUGCCGCUGUGAUUCUGGACAGACAAACAAACAAUAGAGCAUGUGCUUCUCCAGUGCCUGUAUUACAGAGACAUUCGUAUUAGCCUCAUCUACCCACUCAUCUCCCCAUAAGGACCCAGGGUGCACAGGACAAUUCUAUACCUCCCUGCUGCUUUCAGAUACCAACCCUGCUACAACAUACAAGUUGCCAGGUUCUGCAUAGCAGUGCUCAAAAUUUGUCGGAUCAUGACCUGCGCCACAAACUAGAUUUAAUGAACACUCAUAUUGGAGUGCUUUGUAAAUCGAUAGCCAUAGCCUUUUAUAUACUAACCUUUUAUGCUCUUCCACAUCUGUUUAAUGCUCCUAACCCUUCUUUUAGAUUCUUUUAGCUUCUUAUAGUUUUUUAUAUAUACCUUCUGUUUUAAUAAUUUUAGCUUUCCAAAACGUUUUACAGAUUUUGAAUGAUUGUACCCCACCCUACUUAUGCUGGUCUAUGACCGUAAGAAAGAUUUUAUUUGAUUAAUAAUAGGACCCACAAAGGGGAGGGUGGAAGUCCAAAAGAUUCCUAGGAAUCUUGUUUUUAUUAUUUAUGUUUGAUAUAUCUCUGUAAAAUUUUAAUUUGAAAAACCAAAUAAAUAAAUUUGUAAAAAUAGAAAGGGGGGGGGAGAGGGCGGAACUGAACUGGCUCAGUCAGGCAAUAUGCCUUCUGCACAAUUUCAGAUGGAAGUUCUUUGCAAAAGAAGAAGGAAAAAUUAAAGUUUAGGGUUUUUCAGAUUAAAUGAUAUUUGUUAAAUUUUCAGCAGCACAAAAAAAAUCCACAAAAAUGGCAGCAAAAAGUUAAUGUACAAAGCAUUAUUUAUCAAUUUGGUCUGUCCACAGGGUUAUAUUCACUGUAAAUGACAUUUAUGCUACCUAUUACAAUGUAUCGCCACUAUCCCUUCUACAAGAAGCCAUGUUUUUAAGUUAGUUUUGCUUCUAUGAAUAAUUCUGUCUUCCUCUAUGCUUCUUCCUUAAGCAGCUAAAAUGA